Aspergillus bombycis is the source of this 825-nucleotide messenger RNA. RefSeq names its product major allergen Asp F2 (gene aspf2). Gene Ontology annotation, cellular component: fungal-type cell wall; extracellular region; cell surface. The record is from RefSeq and is a predicted model, not a curated record. Bases 1 to 825 code for a protein of 274 amino acids. The transcript is spliced from 3 exons. Gene Ontology annotation, molecular function: metallopeptidase activity; integrin binding; zinc ion binding. Lineage: Eukaryota; Fungi; Ascomycota; Eurotiomycetes; Eurotiales; Aspergillaceae.
AUGGUAGCCCUCAUCCCCUUCCUCCUCUUAUCCACCGUUGCGGCCAUCCCGGCCCCCAUCACCCUCGCCACUCGCGAGCAAAACUCCACCCCCCAUGCCCCUGCCCCCUGGGAUGCCGGUGCAACAACCCAAUACCCAAUCCACCAAAGCUGUAAUGCGACCCAGCGUCGACAGAUUGAAGCCGGCCUCAACGAGACCAUCGUCCUAGCCGACCACGCCAAAGCUCACAUCCUCCGUUGGGGCAACGAGAGCACCAUCUACCGCAAAUACUUCGGCAACAGACCCUCCUUCGAAGCCAUCGGUGCUUACGACAUCGUCAGCAACGCCGACAAGGGCAGUGUACUAUUCCGAUGUGAUAACCCCGAUGGCAACUGUGAUAAUGAAGGCUGGGCAGGCCACUGGCGUGGCGAAAACGGCACCGCUGAAACCGUCAUCUGCGAUCUAAGCUACGAGACCCGCCGCUCGCUGACCUCCAUGUGUUCCCUCGGAUACACGAUUGCCGGGUCCGAGACCAACACCUUCUGGGCGGCGGAUCUGCUGCACAGACUCUUCCAUAUGCCUCCUAUUGGACAGAACUGGGUUGAGCAUUUUGCCGACGGGUACGGCGAGGUGAUUGAGCUUGGGGCUGGAAACAAGACCACCGCGACUCGCGACUCGGAGACGUUGCAGUAUUUUGCGCUUGAGGCUUAUGCGUACGAUAUUGCUGCGCCGGGCGUUGGGUGUGUGGGUGAGUAUGACGACAGUGAAGAGGCUGCGGAUGAUUCUGCGGAUGAUCUGCCUGACAACUGUCACACCCAUGAGGGUGGCGAGAUCCACUGUACUUAG